Messenger RNA from Lolium rigidum, 3681 nucleotides. Its product is annotated as pre-mRNA-processing factor 39-2-like. The coding region runs from base 40 to 3558 and encodes 1172 amino acids. The record is from RefSeq and is a predicted model, not a curated record. Lineage: Eukaryota; Viridiplantae; Streptophyta; Magnoliopsida; Poales; Poaceae. The transcript is spliced from 13 exons. Gene Ontology annotation, molecular function: protein binding. Gene Ontology annotation, cellular component: commitment complex; U1 snRNP; U2-type prespliceosome. Gene Ontology annotation, biological process: RNA processing; mRNA 5'-splice site recognition.
UCUCGGGUCGGGCUCCGACCGCGAGAACCCCCUUACGGCAUGCCGGAGACGGUGGACAUGGAGGCGGAGCCGGAGGCUGCGGCCGCGCUCGUCGCCUUGGGGUUUGAGCCCUCUCCGUCGAGGCUCGAUAAUUUCAAGAACAGCCUUCAUUUGCUGAGCAACGGAAACACGAGGGAUUUCGAUGCUUGGGUAUCGUUAAUAAGUUCCGCAGAGGAAACUUCUGCUAAUGACAUAGAGGUUAUUAGCUUGGUCUACCGUAGCUUCUUAUUGGAAUUUCCUUUGUGCCACGGCUACUGGAUUAAAUACGCAGCUCACAAAGCACGGUUAUGCACAUAUGAAGAUGUGGUGGAGGUUUAUGAGCAAGCCGUGCAAGCAGUGCCUCAUUCCGUCGAUCUUUGGGUCAGUUACUGUGGAUUUGGUAUGAGUGUGUAUGAAGACCCUGCUCUUAUUAGAAGCUUAUUCGAGAGGGGUUUGUCGCUUGUUGGAAAGGACUACUUCUGUUACCAUCUUUGGGAUAAGUACAUAGAGUUUGAGAAUUCUCAGAAGCAGCUGAUUCAGCUUGCUACCAUGUAUAUUAACAUGCUGAAAUUUCCUACAAAGAAGCUGCACAAGUAUUAUGAGAGUUUUAAGAAGUUGGUAAAAUCACUGGAACAAGAGGUUACACAUUGUGGUGCUGAAAUAUCUACAGAAAAUAUACAUAUGUCUGAAGUGAUGGAAGCUGAGGAAUCUGAAGGGGAUAUCUCGACCAAAAUUGCUGGCUUAUUUGACCAAGGUGGGCAUCUUAAGCCUGAAGCAUUAAAGCAGUACUUAUUUGCUGGCGAUCGUCUCUACCGGAUAUCCAGUAAACUUAAUGAAGAAAUUUGCGGCUUUGAGGCCUCCAUCAGAAGGCCUUUUUUUCAUGUCAAGCCACUUGAUGAUGACCAGCUUGAAAACUGGAACCAGUAUCUUGAUUUUGUUGAGAAGAAUGGCGAUUUUGACUGGGCUGUAAAACUGUAUGAGAGGUGCUUAAUCCCUUGUGCUAAUUAUUCAGAGUUUUGGAUUCGCUACUCUGAGUAUGUAGAUGCCAAAGGUGGCCGAGAGAUUGCAAACUAUGCUCUUGGUCGGGCAUCUUCGAGUUUUGUGAAGGGAGUCCCCACUUUCAGCAUGUACUAUGCUAUGUUCAAAGAGCAAGUUGGUGAUGCACCAGGUGCUCGUGCUCUUUUUGCUAAAGGAAGCAGUAAUUUCACUUCAGAUUUCUAUACUAAUAUCAAUAGAAUGGCCAACAUGGAGAAACGCAUGGGAAAUACUAAAGCAGCUACGGAAAUAUAUGAGAAUGCAAUUGAGGAUGCCAUGCAAAAGCACAACACUGAAGUACUUCCGGACUUGUACGCAAAUUUUGCGCAGUUCAAAUAUGCGGCAAGUCAUAGCAUUGCUGAAGCUCAAGAAGUCUUUGUCAAGGGAAUCGAACAGGCACCCUGUAAACCUCUGAUUAAGGGAUUCAUACAGUUCAUGAGUACAUAUGGAGGAUCUACAGAAAUACCUCUUCUUGAUUCUCUUAUUUCUAAUGCCGUGACUCCUGGAUCUGAUGUAUCAACAGCUUUAAGCCCUGAAGAUCGAGAAGAUAUCUCGUUGUUGUUUUUGAAGUUUGUUGACCUGUAUGGGGAUGUUCAAGAACUCAGAAAGGCAUGGGCUAGGCACAGCAAACUUUUUCCUCAUAACACAAGAAACCUGUCGCAGCAGUGUUGUAUAACUGAUAGUGACAAGAGGAGAAUAGCUGAAUUUCUGUUAGUUGCUCAUGACCAUACUCCAGAAGGUACGACCAGAUUGAAACAGUCAUCCAAAAGUGACACUUGGCUAAUUGAUAAAAAUGUUGGUUCACAAGUGGACAUGGAUGCUGCAGAUCCAGGGAAAAGACAGGGAGUUGCCAAUGAGCAGAAAAUAGUUGGGACUGUUGAUGCGCACCUGGAGGUUGGCGAUACAGCUCAGAAAUUCGUUGACAUGGCUCACAGUCAGCAUAGCUUGGAGAAACAUGUAACACACAGCCAAAUGGAUUCACAUGCUGACCAAAAAACCAUUGAUGGUUUAAGCGUAUGUGAACAAAUUGAGCCGACAACAAAAGCCCAUGCUUCUGUAAGUGAGAGAGCCCCUCAAGCUGAAUCAUGUAAUUAUGAUUCUCCUUCACAAUCAAUUGCUGACGCGCAGAUUAAUGCACAGGUUGAUGUUAAGACCAUUCAGCUAUCUGCAAUUGAUCAUUCAGAAACAGUAUGCUCAAGAUCCGAUUCGCCAUCUGGGGCAAGCUUACCCGAAGAAGGAAUUCCUUCCGAUACAACUCAAAUAAUUCCAGCGUUAGAGGAAAAUCAACAUGAGAAAAUCCAAGUAAAGCUGGAAACAGAGUAUGAUGUGUCUGUCAGUAAUGCAAAGCCAGAGAAGUCCACGGAUAGUCCAGAAGCAACUCAAUAUGAUAGGGAAGUUCAGACACAAGUUCUGUCUGUCUGCGCAAAAUCUUCCAGCUCAGAAAUGGCAACAACACAAACUACCACAGGUUCUCAAUUUUCUUCCGACAAUGCAGUGACUGCCCAAGUUUCAGUUCAGCACCAGAUGGAUAAUCCUCAAGCUUACGAAUCUAGUAACCUUUGUUUGACUGGGCAAAACAUGCAGCAGAUGCAGCAGCAAGGUCUUGCUUAUGCAAUUCCUCAGAAUGUUCAAACAUCCCCACAAACUCAAGCUCAACUCGUUGCACAACCUAAUCAGGGAAACCAACAGUACCUCCAAAUGAUGCAAGGGUAUGCAUCCCAGAUGUGGCAAUAUUACCAGCAACAGCUGUAUUACCUGCAGGCUCAGCAUAAUCAGCAGAUGCAGAGUUUGCAACAGCAGCAGCUUCCAACUGAGCAUCUCCAGCAAAGUUUUGCUCAGCAGGUACAACAACUGAACCAACAAAUGGUACUUUGGCAGCAACAGGUCCAGCAGCAGCAGCAACAGGCACAACCAGUUCAGCAACAAUCUGACAAAGCGCAGGUUCAGCAGUAUCACCCUUCUCCAGGGGAUGGUAAGCAUGAACAAAAUAAACAUCUGCCGCAAGAAUCUCAAAUCGAUCAUCAAAAUCAGCAAUCACAGCAGCAGCAACUGCUCUAUUUCCAGCAGCAGCAGCAGGUGUACUUUAUGCAGCAGCAGCAGCAGGUGUACCAACAGCAACAACAGCAGCAGCAGCAGCUAAUGCAGCAACAACAGUAUCUAUCUCAGAUGCCGCAGCAAAAACAAGAUGUGGUACAACAGCAGCAGCUAUUUCAGCAGCAACAGCAGCAGCUUUAUGAGCAACAACAGAAGGAGUUGGUAGUUCUGCAGCAACAGCAGCAACAGUUUGCCCAACAACAGAUGCAGCAGUACCUGCAACAGCAAGCAAAACAACAAGGGUUCAGAGAUCAGAACGGUGAGCCAAAUCCGCAGGACACAAGGAAGAUGCAGAUGGAGCAUGGUCAACAAUCUGAAGCCUCACAGAGUGAUGGUUCCAAAUUGCGGGGUGGUGAUCAAUCUGAGUUGUCCUACCCAUCAACUCCACAGUCUCAGCGUUCCAAUUAUUGAAUCAUCCCGCAUAAUCCAUUGUUUCUAAGACCAGGGUCCAUGAAUUUCCAUGUCAUUGAUUCAAGUACCAUUCAACACUUCUAUGCAUCAAAAUAUUAAGGAAUAGGAAUGUUCCACCUCUUC